Pteronotus mesoamericanus is the source of this 1135-nucleotide messenger RNA. RefSeq names its product Sin3A associated protein 30 (gene SAP30). Lineage: Eukaryota; Metazoa; Chordata; Mammalia; Chiroptera; Mormoopidae. Gene Ontology annotation, cellular component: histone deacetylase complex. The record is from RefSeq and is a predicted model, not a curated record. Gene Ontology annotation, biological process: regulation of DNA-templated transcription. Gene Ontology annotation, molecular function: protein binding; transcription coregulator activity. The transcript is spliced from 4 exons. Bases 279 to 848 code for a protein of 189 amino acids.
AGACUCUCCAUGUGACAGAGAGCGGGGUUCCAGCUCCAGGCGCCGCCCGACUCUGAAUACAGAUCCCAAGCACUGUCCACUGUCCCGGAGCCAACAGACGCCAGCUCGCGGGGAACGCUUGGUGUUUGGGUGUACCUCCAUAGGACCUGAGGUGUGGAGUGAACUGCUGACUCCAGGGCAGGUGCCCGAGGGACCCCGCCGAGACCUCGAGAUCUCCAGAGAGAGAGGAGCAGCGAGGCGAGAUUUCUGUCAGCGCCCGCGCCCCCGAGCGCGGAAUCAUGAACGGCUUCACGCCAGAGGAGAUGAGCCGGGGAGGGGAUGCGGCCGCUGCAGUGGCCGCCGUGGUCGCCGCCGCCGCCGCCGCCGCUGCAGCUUCGGCUGGGAACGGAGCCGGGGCGGGAGCAGGAACUGAGAUGCCCGGCGCCGGAGCAGUCUCGGCGGCUGGACCACCAGGAGCAGCUGGGCCGGGCCCAGGGCAACUGUGCUGUCUGCGGGAGGACGGUGAGCGGUGCGGCCGGGCGGCAGGCAACGCGAGCUUCAGCAAGAGGAUCCAGAAGAGCAUCUCCCAGAAGAAGGUGAAGAUCGAACUGGAUAAGAGCGUAAGGCAUCUUUACAUCUGUGAUUAUCAUAAAAACUUAAUUCAGAGUGUUCGGAACAGAAGAAAGAGGAAAGGGAGUGAUGAUGAUGGAGGAGAUUCGCCGGUUCAAGAUAUUGAUACUCCGGAGGUUGAUUUAUACCAAUUACAAGUAAAUACACUUAGGAGAUACAAAAGACACUUCAAACUACCAACCAGACCAGGACUUAAUAAAGCACAACUUGUUGAGGUGAAUAAAGUACAAAGAGAAUGAGUGGGAGAACUUGCUACAGCAUCAACAAAGACCGAGAAGGUAAUCAAUUCUACUUUCCUUCCAUUUGCCAUUGAUAUUUUGCUAUCAUUUCUUUAUAAAGAAAAGGAAAGAUUAGGUGAUUUCAAAACCUUAUAAUCAGAUCAAAAAAUUCAUUCCUCUGAUUUGAGUGGGAUGGAUCAUGAAGUUUAAAUCUACAGGGAAGACACGGAAGAUUAAAGAUUUCUUAUAAAGUCAAUAAAUAAGUUUCUAGCUUUCAUAGGGAAAGGAGACAUGUUAAACUGCUCUCA